Messenger RNA from Cercospora beticola, 1323 nucleotides. RefSeq lists its product as uncharacterized. NCBI's taxonomy places the organism in Eukaryota, Fungi, Ascomycota, Dothideomycetes, Mycosphaerellales, Mycosphaerellaceae. The record is from RefSeq and is a predicted model, not a curated record.
AUGCUGAGAGGCGACAAGGUCAAUGUCAAGAGCAUCCCAGAGUUCGCCAUCGACGCCGUGCAGUCUGCUUAUGUGGGCAAGCAAUUGGAGCUUCCUUUCGGACGGCCUACCGAACCUCGCUCAGCGGCAACUCUUGCCAUGCUCUGUGACCAGAUAGACUAUCAAGCACAGGCUUUCAACCCUGACAUUCUUCUGGCGAUGGGACACUGGACGGUGUCUGCGCAGAUCGAGCAAAGUUUAACACCACUCCACAACUCUGGCGGCGUUACUCCUGGCGGUAUUACCCGCCGUGACUGGGAGUCUGCUAUCCACGCAGUCAUUCCGCGAGAGAACUGGCCCGAGGAUGCGGCAUUUGGCAGCUUUUCGCGCGUGGACAUUUCUACACAAGAGCUGCGAUUCAUUGUGCGAGGGAAGAUGGUGUCGAUCGCUCGCAAGCAGGGCAUGUUGUGGUCGGUAAUUAUCGACUCCACUUACAAUAGCAACUGGACGCUUUAUUCGAGGCGCGAGGCAAGAGUGUACGAUGCUCUUAUCCAUUCCCACUUCACCAUGCCGUUUACCAACCCAUUUGCGGACGUCGGCACCGAGACCAUAGAGUUCCUUCAGAACUCAAGCAAGCAGGGCCGAAUCCAGGCUCUCGGCUGUGCUAUGCGCUGUAGCAGGCAGAUCUAUCCAGACUCCACGGCUCAAAUAUUCAAGGAAGAAAACCUUCUUACCAUUGACAGAUUCGAAUAUGAGCAAAACUGGGUCGAACUCUCGCCGGUCAAAGUCACGGCUGAGCGUAUGCGCAAGAGGGGUGUCGAAUCGAUCUCAUUCAUGCCGGUGGAACGUCAGACGUCUGGAGAUCGCCGCUUUAUGGAAAACAUGAACAACCUUCGCAGUGCGCAUCCGCGCAAUGGACCUAUCCAUCCCAACCUGAUCAUCAAAGGUCCUGAUGGUUUGACUGCUACCCAGGAUCUCUUCCGUACUUGGGCGCUGUUCUGGGAAACUCAAUAUAUAUUUGUUACCAUAUAUGUAUUGCAGAAGAGAGUUUCCCCUGAGCUUAUGGCGAAUCCAUUCUUCCGGUAUUUCAUAAGAUGGAAUGGUCGGAUGGACGGAUACUUCUUUGGCCCUAUUGCGAAUGCUGCAUCGGCUGCGGCAAGGGACCCAAAUUCCCCACAGUUUGACGCAAAAGUGCGUGACUUCUGGGAUUUAAACCACACAUUGGCACAGGGCAAGCAGAAUAUGGGUGGACGAGCAGAUCAUGAAGACUUGGUGAAGGCAUGGCUAAUGAACAGACAGCGGAAUGCCGCAUAAGGUACGGCAUGAAUGGGCAAUUAGGGAAGG